AUGCCUCACGAGUCUCCAUACGCACCAGUGAAGAUUCCGGAACGUCCGUACCAUGAGCUUCUUCUUGACGCUAUCGAUAAAACGAUUGCGGAAGGAAAGAAUAAGAUUGCAUUCAUUAGUGGAGACAACCCGAACUACACGUUGAGUUAUGAACAGUUGAGAAAAGAUGCGUUCGCUAUCGCCAUGUACUUGCAUAGUAUUGGAUUUAAGAAAGACGUCGCCGCCGUCGUCCUUCCCAACGUCUUCCACUACGCCUCCUUCUUCAUCGGAUGCGCGAUCAACGGUGGCGCCGUGUCAGGAGCCAGCGCUCUUUUCACGGAUUACGAGCUCCAACGCCAAUUCGUGGAUUCCCGCGCGAAAGUAGUGUUGACCUACGAGGACUUCCUUCCAAAAGUGUUGCUCGCCGUCAAGCAAUCGCCCAACAUCCAAAAAAUCAUAGUGAUCCCGAAACCAACUGGCUCCAACCUUCCCGCUGGAGUCGUCUCAUGGACUGAGGUGGUCUCUACGCCAGUCACUGCCCCACCACAAGUCCCUAUCGACGUUCAUAAUGAUUUGUUGGUGCUACCGUACUCCAGUGGAACCACUGGACCACCGAAGGGAGUCAUGCUGUCGCAUUAUAAUUUCACAUCGAUGAUCUCUAUGUAUUUGGCCAUCGACAAAUCCCACAACUUAGACGUCCUCGACCCCAACUGGGAUUGCUACAAGGAGAAAGCCCUUCUCUUCCUCCCAUUCUACCAUGUCUACGGAUUCGGUCUGCUCAAUCACUGCAUCCUCAAAGGAAUGACCGGAGUUGUCAUGUCUCAUUUUGAGCCCAACAACUUCCUGACCGCAAUUCAAAACUACAAAAUCCGGGUGCUCUGCCUGGUCCCGCCCAUUAUGGUCUUCUUGGCGAAACAUCCGAUUUGUGCCAAGUUUGAUCUAUCAUCGGUGCAAAUGAUUAUGGCGGGAGCGGCGCCUGCUGGAAAGGAUUUGAUUGAGGAGUUGAAGAGAAAGUACGCGAAUCUGAGAUAUAUUCAGCAGGGGUACGGUAUGACGGAGUGCUCGAUGGCGAGUCAUUUGCCUGAUUUGAGAAAUGAUCAACCAUUUGGGUCCGUCGGAAAGUUGGCGUCAAAUUUGGUGAUGAGAAUUGUGGAGCCAGGCACCGACCGUGAGCAACCUGUCAAUCAGCGAGGUGAGAUUUGUGUUCGUGGACCUACAGUAAUGCUGGGAUACCUCGGAAGACCGGAAGCCACUGCGUCAACUAUCAUCGAUGGAUGGCUCCAUACUGGAGAUAUCGGAUAUAUCAACGAGGAUGGAAACCUUUUUAUUGUUGACCGUCUUAAGGAGCUCAUCAAGGUCAAGGGAUUGCAAGUACCACCUGCGGAACUGGAGGAUCUGCUUCUGAGUCAUCCGAAGAUUCGGGAUUGUGCGGUGAUUGGAAUCCCGGAUGCGAAAGCCGGAGAGCUGCCGAAAGCGUUUGUGGUUAGAGCGGAUAAUACUUUGACGGAGCAGGAAGUGAAGGAUUUUGUGAAACCCAAAGUAUCCCCAUACAAACAAUUGGAAGGAGGUGUCGAGUUCAUCGAGGAAAUCCCCAAGUCGGCGGCCGGAAAAAUUUUGAGACGAUUCCUAAGAGAUCGAUCGAAUGCUAAGCUUUAG
Molecule: messenger RNA, 1635 nt
Organism: Caenorhabditis remanei
Lineage: Eukaryota; Metazoa; Nematoda; Chromadorea; Rhabditida; Rhabditidae
Exons: 6
Coding region: 1-1635 (544 amino acids)
Molecular function (GO): CoA-ligase activity
Source: RefSeq, a predicted model, not a curated record